CCACUGAUUUGUUCCCUUUGGAGCACUUUCCAUUCUUCUCUCUCCUCUCUCUCUCUUUCUCUCUCAUCCAUUUUUUUUCCCUAUCUCUCAGAAACCAAUUCCUUCACCUUCCGUCAUGGCUUCUUCACUCGCCAAAACCUAACCAGAAGCUCCAUUGAAGACGAUUGUGGAAGCUGACUGAGAUUCUGCGAAAGGUGUUGAGUUGUUGUUGUUGUUGGAUUGAGAAUUUUAGGGUUUCGAGGUGUGUGAUUGGGCGGAAUUGACGAUGUCUUUGAGAAUCAAGGCAGUGGUGGAUAAAUUCGUGGAGGAGCUCAAGGAAGCCUUGGAUGCAGACAUUCAAGAUCGAAUCAUGAAGGAGAGAGAGAUGCAGAGUUAUAUUGAAGAGCGCGAACGUGAGGUUGCUGAACGUGAAGCUGCUUGGAAAGCUGAGCUCUCCCGUCGCGAGGCAGAGAUUGCAAGACAGGAAGCAAGGUUAAAGAUGGAGAAGGAAAAUCUGGAAAAGGAGAAAAGUGUGUUAAUGGGAACUGCAUCAAAUCAAGACAAUCAAGAUGGAGCUCUUGAAAUUACUGUAAGUGGUGAAAAGUAUAGAUGCCUCAGGUUUGCAAAGGCUAAAAAAUGAGGUUGACAUAAUGAUAUGAUAGUGAAAAAGAAAGGAAAAAAAAAGGUAGUGUCUUGUUUGUUGCCUCUUCUUCCUCCCUCUUAAGCAUGUUAUAAUUUAUUUUUUCCAAAGCAAAAUCAUCAUUAGUGUUGAAAGCUUCUAAGAUGUACAUGUAGGUAAUUAUUUGCUACAUUAUCAUGAUGCUAGCAGUAUUUAUUAAUCAUUCCAUUUCAUUUAUUUAGUGAAUGAAUGAAUCUCCAUCUCCCCAAGA
Molecule: messenger RNA, 869 nt
Organism: Benincasa hispida (wax gourd)
Lineage: Eukaryota; Viridiplantae; Streptophyta; Magnoliopsida; Cucurbitales; Cucurbitaceae
Product: beta-mannosyltransferase-like protein
Source: RefSeq, a predicted model, not a curated record